Messenger RNA from Neltuma alba, 1002 nucleotides. Its product is annotated as probable membrane-associated kinase regulator 1. Gene Ontology annotation, molecular function: kinase inhibitor activity. Bases 1 to 1002 code for a protein of 333 amino acids. NCBI's taxonomy places the organism in Eukaryota, Viridiplantae, Streptophyta, Magnoliopsida, Fabales, Fabaceae. Gene Ontology annotation, cellular component: plasma membrane. The transcript has a single exon. The record is from RefSeq and is a predicted model, not a curated record.
AUGGCGAAGCUCCCCACAGAGAGAGGCAUGGCAAAGUCAAACUCCCACACGCUUCCUCCGUCGCCCACCCACUCCUCCUCUUCCUCCGAUUUCGAGUUCACCAUCUCCAUCUCUCCCCGCAAGUUCACCUCCGCCGCCCUCUGCCCCGCCGACGACCUCUUCCGUGACGGCCACCUCUUACCCCUCCACCAUCCCUCCCAUCAUCGCUUACCCACCACCACCGUCCCCUCCUCCUCCUCCUCCGCCGCAGCCCGUGACUCCUCCGGUAGCUCCAACGAUUCCCAACAUUCCUUAUUCACCGCCACCGAUUGUGACUCUUCCCGCCCGAGCUCCGUCACCGACGACGAUGACCUCAAGCGAUUUCACAACCCGCUGUUCUAUCCCCUGUCCACUCGAUUCCAAUCCCAUAGAGAGAUUAACAAGAUCAACAAGACCAGCGUGACGAACAAAUACUUAUCAUCUACCUUCUCCAGAUUCUCUUCCGUGUUCAGGAAAGAGCCGGGUAAGACCCGAGAUCCGGAUAACGUAUCUGGAUCGUCGGUGAGACGCGUGAGCGUCACAGCGAGAGAGGUUGUUAGGAAGUAUUUGAAGAAGGUGAAGCCGUUGUACGAGAAGUUUUCGCAGAAGCAUCAGAAUCAGCACAGAACGGAGGCCGGAGUGAAACCAACGUCGUUUUCGUCUCUGUUGGCCAGAACAGAGAGAUCAGCUAUAAAAGAAGCAGAGAAGAAACAAACAGGGUCUGUGAUGCUUUCUCAUUCUUUCUCGGGAAAUCUGAGGCACCUACGGAAGAAGAGAAGCUGCGUUUCGAGCUGCCCUUCGUCGAUGAGAUCCUCACCGACACACUCCGGCGCGCUUUCUCGAAGCGGCGUCGCCGGAGGGAUGUAUCAUGGAAGCUCCAAUGCGUCGACGAUGGAGGAGUUGCAGAGCGCAAUCCAGGGUGCGAUAGCGCACUGUAAGAACUCGUGGAUUCCGGACAAACCGAUGGUCAGUAGCGAAAUAUGA